CAUGACGUCACUGUAUUUCUUAGUAAGUCCCGUUAGUGAAGCGUGGAUCGAACCGACCGGAUAAACGGGUUGAACCAAUCGAAGCGCGGCGGCGGCUCUCUGAAGUUCACAGAAGAACCAAAAGCCCAACAGAUUAUUUUGGGAUAUUCAGAGCGCGCUCAAAACGAUCCCGGAGACGAUGGCGAAGAGGCCGCUGAUCAUCGACACGGACUGCGGCAUCGACGACGCCCAGGCCAUCAUGAUGGCGCUGGCGGCGCCCGACAUCCGGGUGCUGGCCGUCACCUGCGUGUUCGGGAACACGUCCGUGGAGAACGUGUGUCAGAACGUUCUGAGGGUGCUCGACGUCUGUGAGCGCCAGGAGAUCCCCGUGUUUCGGGGCUCUGGGGGGCCGCUGGUCGGGGCCAGCAGCCAGGCGAGGGACCACUUUGGAACCGAUGGACUCGGCGACGUGUUCAAAGACCAGGACCCGCAGUGGGAGCAGAAGAUCCAGAAGGAGCAUGCGGUCAAUGCGAUGAUCAGGCUGGUGAACGAAAACCAGAAGCAGGUCUCCCUGGUGGCUCUUGGACCGCUCACUAAUCUGGCUCUGGCUGUCAGACUGGAUCCAGGUUUUCCCCAGAAGCUCAAAGACCUGUUCAUUAUGGGUGGCAACAUGGAAGGAAAGGGGAACGUGUCGCUGUGUGCAGAGUUUAACUUUGCGAUGGACGCCGAGUCCGCCUACGUGGUGCUGGAGGACUUCCUGUGCCCCACCUACCUGGCCUCCUGGGAGUUCGCCUGCAGGAACGCGCUGACGUGGGACUUCUUCAACCAGCUGGUCAGUCAGAACGCGCCGGCGGCCGUCUUCAUGAGGACCGUGACCUCCCGGUGCUGGGCCUUCUCCCAGGAGGCCUCGCGGAACAAGAGGGACGUGCACUUCGGCCCGGGCUUCGUCUCCUACGACGCGUACGCCAUGGCCGCCUGCAUCGACGGCAGCGUGGUGACGGAGAGCAUCGAGUGCCCGGUCCGGGUGGAGCUGCAGGGCUCCAUGUCCCGCGGCAUGGUGGUGCUGGACCGCACCGACGAGCUGAAGAAGAGCCACAACGUGUUCGUGCUCACCAAGUGCGACGCCGAGAAGUUCAGGCGCCUCCUGGUGGAGUCCGUCAGGCAGCCGAGGAGAUGAGGCGCAGUUCUGAUUAAAAUGAGUUAUUCACGUUC
Molecule: messenger RNA, 1191 nt
Organism: Cyclopterus lumpus (lumpfish)
Lineage: Eukaryota; Metazoa; Chordata; Actinopteri; Perciformes; Cyclopteridae
Exons: 6
Coding region: 179-1156 (325 amino acids)
Molecular function (GO): hydrolase activity, hydrolyzing N-glycosyl compounds
Source: RefSeq, a predicted model, not a curated record